This is a messenger RNA of Arachis duranensis, 2709 nucleotides long. Its product is annotated as nucleobase-ascorbate transporter 12. The coding region runs from base 310 to 2406 and encodes 698 amino acids. The record is from RefSeq and is a predicted model, not a curated record. NCBI's taxonomy places the organism in Eukaryota, Viridiplantae, Streptophyta, Magnoliopsida, Fabales, Fabaceae. Gene Ontology annotation, molecular function: transmembrane transporter activity. The transcript has 10 exons. Gene Ontology annotation, biological process: transmembrane transport. Gene Ontology annotation, cellular component: plasma membrane.
UACUUUUGUGGUUCCACCGUUUCCCCCGUGAGAUACAAGACUACCAAACACGAAACAAAAUUAAAACACUUAAUCAUAACGCGCUUUUCAGCUCCAACUAAAAAAAUCUCACCACACACACUCACUUCACUUCACUUGGCAGCUCAAACAUACUCUCAUUUCAUCGCCAUAACUUUCAUUGGCGCGGAAAACAAAAAACCCUAAAACAGCAACAAGAAAACCACUUCUUGUUCUUCUUCUUGCUCUGCAUUGCACCUCCGCUCCCAGAUCUGCAAGCUAUGCUUCACUGACCUUCUUCUGCUUCCCAACAUGUCCAAUUCUGAUCCCAACCACCGCAACCGUCCUCCCUCGCCGGAUGCCAAGCCAUUGCCCCCCUCUUCGUGGGCCAAGAAGACGGGAUUCAGGCCUAAAUUCUCCGGCGAGACCAAUUCCACCGACUCCACCCAGCUCGCGCUCCCUCCCAGGCCCUCACAGCCCGCACCCGCUAUCGCGGAUCUAGAAGCGGGCCGGCCUCGGGCUCCGGCAAACGGUGUAGCGCCGGCCACCGAUAAGGUACCUCCAGCGGCUCCUGUUCCGGUUCCGCCGAAGGAUCAGACUCCGAAGAAGCGGAGAGAUUCCGACGGCGGAACCAAGGGGUCAGUGCCAAGCACCAACGGCCAAGCUCCGCCACCGGCGACGGCGGCUGCUGCGCCGGUGGACCAGCCACAGCAUGCUAGGAGAGCGUCGAGGCAUGAAGAAGUAGUGGAUGUUGAAGACGACGGGUUUGUGCCUCGGCACUCUCACAUGAAGUACGAGCUCAGAGAUUCACCUGGUCUUGUUCCAAUUGGUGUGUACGGUAUUCAGCAUUACGUUUCGAUAUUGGGUUCGUUGAUUCUGAUUCCACUUGUAAUAGUUCCUGCAAUGGGUGGCAGUCAUGAGGAAACUGCUAUGGUGGUAUCAACUGUGCUCUUCGUUUCUGGUGUCACUACACUCCUGCAUAUUACUUUUGGGUCCAGAUUGCCAUUGAUACAGGGCCCUUCUUUUGUAUACUUGGCUCCGGCUCUUGCUAUCAUCAACUCGCCAGAGUUUCAAGGAUUAAAUGGAAAUAAGUUCAAACACAUAAUGAAGGAGCUUCAGGGGGCUAUAAUCAUUGGAUCAGCUUUUCAAGCUCUACUGGGAUAUACAGGGCUUAUGUCGCUUUUAGUAAGAUUGAUCAAUCCUGUAGUUGUAUCCCCCACUAUUGCUGCUGUUGGACUUUCAUUUUUCAGUUAUGGUUUCCCAAUAGUUGGUACAUGUCUUGAGAUUGGUGCAGUACAGAUAUUGGUGGUGGUUGUUUUUUCUCUUUACCUUCGUAAAAUAUCUAUUCUCGGACAUCGCAUAUUUCUAAUAUACGCGGUUCCUUUGGGUCUGGCAAUUACAUGGGCAUUCGCUUUCAUGUUGACUGAGGCAGGGUUGUACAACUACAAAGGGUGCGAUAUAAAUAUACCUGCAUCAAAUAUGGUUUCACAGCACUGCAGAAAGAAUUUUUCAAGGAUGAAACAUUGCCGGGUUGAUACUUCUCAUGCACUGAGAUCCUCUCCAUGGUUUAGAUUUCCUUAUCCACUACAAUGGGGUACACCUGUCUUCCACUGGAAAAUGGCUCUUGUGAUGUGUGUGGUUUCUGUAAUCUCAUCUGUGGAUUCGGUUGGAUCAUACCAUGCAUCUUCUUUACUGGUGGCAUCCAGACCUCCAACUCCUGGAGUUCUAAGUCGAGGAAUUGGUUUGGAAGGUCUUACAAGUGUCUUGGCUGGUCUCUGGGGAACUGGAACUGGGUCGACAACUAUAACUGAAAAUGUCCACACAAUUGCUGUGACUAAAAUGGGAAGCCGCAGGGCAGUUCAACUGGGCGCUUGCUUUUUAAUAGUGUUGUCUCUUGUGGGUAAGGUUGGAGGUUUCAUUGCUUCAAUUCCUGAUGUCAUUGUUGCUGGUCUACUCUGCUUUAUGUGGGCAAUGCUUACCGCAUUGGGCUUGUCAAACCUACGGUAUAGUGAGGCUGGAAGCUCUCGGAAUAUCAUUAUUGUUGGGUUAUCAUUGUUUUUCUCUCUUUCCAUACCUGCCUACUUUCAACAAUAUGGUCUCUCUCCAAACUCCAACAUGUCAGUGCCGAAUUAUUUCCAGCCUUAUGUUGUGGCUUCUCAUGGACCUAUACAGAGCAAGAAUGGAGGGCUGAACUAUGUCUUGAACACGUUGUUUUCACUACACAUGGUGAUAGCGUUUCUUGUUGCUUUUAUCCUGGACAACACUGUUCCUGGCAGUAAGCAGGAACGUGGGGUAUAUGUUUGGUCAGAGGCCGAGGUUGCUAGAAGGGAACCUGCUGUUGCGAGUGACUACGAGUUGCCCUUGAGAGUUGGUCGGAUUUUCAGAUGGGUGAAGUGGGUUGGCCUCUGAAGAACGAUGAUCUCAUGGGCUGAGAUUUUCAGUCUUUCAAAUGGCUCAACUGAGUCUAAGAUUCACAUGGUUCUGUUGGGCUAGUGAUGGAUAUUAGUAUAGGUCAUGUUACAAAAAUCAAUUUGUGUACAUUGGAGAUCUCCAGAGGGAUCUAUCCGUGUUGUAAUUUAUUAGAUUAAUCAUUGUAUCUAGUUUUGAUUCAUCAAAAUCUCCAGCUGGGUAACUUUUUUGUUUUGUUCUUGAAGCGGACUAUAACAAAUCAUUUUGAAUGUAUAUAUACACAUUUUUUUUUUGCCGGUUUCA